This is a messenger RNA of Rhodamnia argentea, 1263 nucleotides long. Its product is annotated as peroxisome biogenesis protein 22. Bases 125 to 946 code for a protein of 273 amino acids. Gene Ontology annotation, biological process: peroxisome organization. The transcript is spliced from 8 exons. The record is from RefSeq and is a predicted model, not a curated record. Lineage: Eukaryota; Viridiplantae; Streptophyta; Magnoliopsida; Myrtales; Myrtaceae.
UUCGAAUAUUGACGCGAAGCAUCGAAGCAGUCUCGCUGUCUCUCUCGCUCUCCACGGGGUUUCGGUCUCCGGCGGGUGAAAAGAAAGGCCACGGCGGGUUUGGUCGGCUGAUUUGGUGAAAGCCAUGGCGGAGACCUCGAAGGACGAGCUCGUUCAGCUGAUCAGGAAGUUCGGGGCUUAUCUCACUGUCAAGUUCUCCAACAUCUUCUCGAUCUCGCUCAACAAUAUGAAUUCGCGCUCGCUUGGGGCAAUUGCUGGGUUUGCUGUUGCCGUAGUUUUUACAUGGAGGUUAUUGAGGACACCUAGAGGUCCUCAAAGACGGAUACAAAAAAGACAAGCUGCUUCAUCUUCCAGUUCGGGUCUACCUUCUCAGACAAAUACCACCUCAACAUCUUCUGGAGUUUGUUCAACUUCAGAAGAUUUAAGGGCACAAAAUGUUGUUGAUGAGUUUUUCCAGCCUGUGAAGCCAACAUUGGGGCAGAUAGUGAGGCAAAAAUUGAGUGAAGGCCGAAAGGUCACAUGUCGUUUGCUCGGAGUUAUUCUUGAGGAAAGUAGUCCUGAGGAGCUUCAGAAACAAGCAACUGUAAGAUCCUCUGUGUUGGAAGUACUUUUGGAGAUCACCAAAUUUUGUGAUCUUUAUCUCAUGGAAAGAGUCCUUGAUGAUGAGAGUGAGAAAAAAAUUCUUCAGGCCUUGGAGUAUGCUGGAGUUUUUACUUCAGGUGGUCUCAUCAAGGAGAAGGUUCUUUUCUGUAGCACAGAGAAUGGGCGUUCCUCUUUUGUUCGGCAACUAGAACCAGACUGGCACAUUGACACAAACCCUGAAGUUGUCUCUCAGUUAGCGAGAUUCAUCAAGUACCAACUUCAUGUGACCCCCAUCAGACCUGAAAGGACGGCCUCUAAUGUGUUCAGUUCCCCAUCUUUGGAGCAGUUCUUCGGAAGCAUUUAGCAGUGACUCAUGAAAGUCGCGGACACGAUUGUAUAUUUAUGUCAUCCUAUUUAUUAUUCGGUCUGUCAAUCUUCCAGCUCAGUUCCUUGGGGGUCCUGAUAUUCACCAGCUGUCGCUGGUUUUCCAAUGAUAAUUGGGUCGAGGUCUUGGCUCACUAUUAAUCUUGGUCGACUUCGAUGGAUUGUGAGAUUUCACUGUUUGCAAUUCAUGUUACAUUAGUUUCAUAGACGAGUUUUUGAGCUUCUGUUGUACUACUAACCUUUGAAAAUAUCACCAUUUUGCGAGCUGUUGAGCAUGAUACCAUAAGCCUCUUUGGC